Penicillium olsonii is the source of this 1083-nucleotide messenger RNA. Lineage: Eukaryota; Fungi; Ascomycota; Eurotiomycetes; Eurotiales; Aspergillaceae. The record is from the annotation of a GenBank genome assembly.
AUGAACCAUUCCGCCGUCCCCUCCGCCGUGGCCGACUCCGUGCUGCAAAGCUCGCAACCGGUCCCGGAAGGGUCGCACAUCGUGAGCGGUGUGGAUUUUGACCGAUUUCAAGGUCGGGAUAUUACAGUGGCGGAAAUGGUGGACAACUUAGCCCACACUGGAUUUCAGGGCUCCGCGGUCGCCGAGGCGGCGAGCAUCAUCAAUGAAAUGCGCGCGUUUCGCGACCCGGAAACCGGUAGCAAGACUACUAUCUUCCUUGGGUUUACCUCCAACCUCAUUUCCUCCGGCCUGCGAGACACCCUGCGCUAUUUGGUCAAACACAACCACGUGUCGGCCAUUGUGACGACUGCCGGUGGCGUGGAGGAGGAUCUGAUCAAAUGUUUGGCCCCGACCUAUCUGGGGUCGUUUGCGACCCCCGGAGCCGGUCUCCGCAGCAAGGGUCUCAACCGCAUUGGCAAUCUCAUCGUGCCUAACAACAAUUACUGUGCCUUUGAAGAUUGGGUGGUCCCCAUUUUGGACAAGAUGCUGGAGGAACAGGAGGCCGCGAAACAGAAGGCUCGGGAGACCGGGGAUGAGGAAGACGAGCUGCACUGGACCCCCAGCCGCAUCACCGAGCGCCUGGGUCGUGAGAUCAACCACGAGGACUCGGUUCUAUACUGGGCGGCCCGGAAUGGAAUCCCCGUCUUCUGUCCUGCGCUAACCGAUGGCUCCCUGGGUGAUAUGCUUUACUUCCACACCUUCAAGUCUUCCCCCCAGCGACUUCGGGUUGACAUUGUCGAUGAUGUGCGCCGGAUUAACACCAUGGCGGUGCGAGCUACCCGGGCCGGCAUGAUCAUUUUGGGUGGCGGUGUUGUCAAGCACCAUAUUGCCAACGCAUGCCUCAUGCGAAAUGGAGCCGAGCACGCAGUCUACGUGAACACUGCACAGGAGUUUGACGGUAGCGAUGCCGGUGCUCGGCCAGAUGAAGCGGUGAGCUGGGGAAAAAUCAAAGCAGACGCCAAAUCGGUCAAGGUCUACGCCGAAGCCACCGCUGUAUUCCCCAUGAUUGUUGCCGCUUCAUUCGCCCGACAGUCGCAGAACUGA